CAUCGCCCACCUUCCCCCCGUUCAUUGCUUUCGUAAAGUGCGAUUCAAUCAUUCGCAAAAAGUCCCCUUUCUAUUGGCCGUUACGAUAGGAAAACCAUACGGCCGACACGAUCGCACACCCGUUUACAACUGCCGCGCGCACCCUCCCCCCGUUAUGCUUCCCCUCCGAACCGAAAACCGCCGGCCCGCGCGCCGCAAAAGUUUUCAUAAGUUUCUUUAUUGUUGCAGGCUCACCGCUUGAUCUGUGUAAUGAAUCGGAUUCUGGUAAUUACGUUCCUGAGGGCGGGGAAUAAUUAAUUCAGACAAACGCCUUGCGUUGGCAAGCGAAUUGUGCGGGAAGAAAUCGAGAGUUUGCUCAACUUUUGCCGGCGGGGGCCCCCCAUGGGGCGGCGGCGGGGGCGGCGUGUAGCCUGCCGCUGGGGCAGCCCCCCAUGCUGCCCCACCCCCAGCGCUGCUGACCGCGAGCGCCGGGCAGAGUCGCGGCGGUCCCCCUACAGUCAUCAUCCCUGUCCAAACGUCCUUUCGCAGAGAAAGUAACGUACAGUCGCCAAUCCCGUGAAAGCCUCCUUUUCCUGCUUUCGUGAGACAGCGCGGCGAUUUCCUCGAACCCCUUCAACGGAAUCUCUCCCGUGGUGAUCUGUGCUGUACUGCGUGGGUGCUGGAAUAAUAAUAACAAUCGGCCUGCUGUUUGAAAAGAAAAAGGAUAGCGGACAACACGUGCGUUGCGUCUAGUCCGGCUCGCUGCACUCGAAGGAAAGAGAGAGACAGAGACAUCGAGAGCUCAACUAGAGAGGUCCAGAAAGUUUACGAGAAGGUAGCUGUGUGCGCGUGCUCCCCCAGCAUGCCCUGCUUUGUGACCAUGGAGCAGCUCCCGGAUGACGUGAUCGUGGCGGUGAUGCAGUUCCUGUCGGUGGAGGACCUCUUCGCCUGCCGCCUCGUAAGUCGGCGUCUCUGCGGCCUCGUCUCCCACUGGGACGUUUGGCGCGACCGGUCGCUCUCCGACGACCUUCCCUGUGCGAACGCGGUGCUGCGCCUGGCGCCCUGCCUCGACGCCCUGGUCGUCACGGGGCGAUAUCCGACUUUGGCGGUGACGACGACCCAGUGCGCCGUGGCCAUUCUGGAACUGCACAUAUUUGACCGGGAGUCCUUCAACGAUGCGGAGUACGCCCUGACAGUGCACAGGCAGGAGUCCCUCGGGCGCCUGAGGAGACUGGAGCUCACUAGCAACGAGCACUACUUUAGGUCACCUCCUGUUGCCGACGUUCUGGUGAGGACAAUGGCGUCGUGCUCCGGUCUGCAGUCGCUCGAAGUCUGCGACAGCCUACCCAACACCAACCACCCCAUUGAACACGGGCCCUCCAAACCGUCCCUCACGCAAUUCGGUUGCCCAAUUGAUGAACAGUCGAAGUCCUUCGUGCACACAAUGCUGGCCGGACACGCGGCCACCCUAGAGGACGUGGACAUCAGCGAUAGUCAUUACGGCAUAGGCGACUCGGAGACGGCCGGCCUGUUGGCCAGCAUGCCGAGAUUGCGGAGGCUGCGCUGCAACGACUCUGUUGAAGGGUUUGGGGCCGUGGCGGCGAGCAAGAGUCUCAGGGACGUGAGCAUUACUCUGUUCGGGGAGCCAGAUGAAGAGAACGAAGCUGUAGAGUUCCUCCGCAGAGCCAAACAACUGCGCCGGAUCCGGUUGAGCUACUGCACCGACUUCAGCGCCGAGUUCUGCGGCCGGGUGUCCGAGGCUCUGACCUCGUCCAUGGUGUCCAAAGUGGAGCGGCUGGCGUUGGACGGGUUCACUGAGGUGCGCCUGCUGUUUCGCGAGCUCCCGUCGCUGCCCUACCUCCACCACCUGGAGUUGACGGAGGCCCCGCCCGACGACGAGCUGCUUUUGAGCAUCUCCCCCGAGACGGCCCCGGCCCUGAGGAGGCUGGAGCUGGGAACCUGCGGGCAGGUUUGUCCUCACUCCUGGGUACACAGGGAUGCAGUCAGGGUGACGCUCGCGGCCAACCCCAAGCUGCAUAUUCUGCUGUGGCACAAUAAAAAAGAUUGUGGUCAAGCGUGCGAGGCAUGCAGGUGGACCUGCCACCCAGAAGUGAUCAAGUGGAGUAAGGUGAGAAAGGUUGGCCUUUUCUCGCAUGACCCGGGCAAAUGCCCUUCUCCGGAGGAUCACACUGAUACUGUUGAAUGGCAACGGUCCAAUUACUACACUGGCGCUGCUCAGUGUCCGUGGAUCCAUAUGUGAUGUAGUUAUGCUUUGGAUGUUCUGUAUUUUACACUACCAACACUAAAAGGAAAGCAACAAAUAAGUCAUAUUGUGAAAAUGUUGUGCUUAAUUGACUUCUUAAUCACGUUUUUGGACGUAAUGUUUUAAUUGCUUUUUAUGUGAGAUUUUGGUAAUGAUUACUUCUUACGUUUUUAUGGUCUUGCCAUAUUACUUGUGUUUCUUCUGUAAGGCAUGUUUUAACGUCAUCUUUAGUUUUGUUCUCCGUGUCAGUUUCGUUGAGGUGCAAUAAAU
Frankliniella occidentalis (western flower thrips) is the source of this 2512-nucleotide messenger RNA. RefSeq names its product oocyte zinc finger protein XlCOF6-like. Gene Ontology annotation, cellular component: nucleus. Bases 842 to 2239 code for a protein of 465 amino acids. Lineage: Eukaryota; Metazoa; Arthropoda; Insecta; Thysanoptera; Thripidae. Gene Ontology annotation, molecular function: protein binding. The transcript is spliced from 6 exons. The record is from RefSeq and is a predicted model, not a curated record.